Messenger RNA from Portunus trituberculatus (swimming crab), 1150 nucleotides. RefSeq lists its product as uncharacterized. The record is from RefSeq and is a predicted model, not a curated record. Gene Ontology annotation, biological process: NADH dehydrogenase complex assembly. NCBI's taxonomy places the organism in Eukaryota, Metazoa, Arthropoda, Malacostraca, Decapoda, Portunidae.
CGUGGUGUAUCACUACUAAGCCGUGUUAACUGCACAGAAUCUUCAUGCACGAAAGAUGUGGUUCAAAGGAUUAAGAAUAGCUCACGUCCUGCUGGGUGCUACAGUGGGCCUGAGUGGGGCAUGCAUGUCAUUUGGAAGUGUGAUAACUAGUGAUAACCGGGCAACCAGCAUGAUGAUGUACGACUGAACUCUCCCUGACGUCAAUAACUGGGUGGAAUCCUCAGAUACUGUGAGAGAACCAGGCAUGUCAAAGGGAGCAUUUGUAUUACAGAAAACCCAGCUGUUCCAGAGGGCGGUGAUGUUUUCCAUGAUCAACCCGCAGCCCAAUGGUGCAGGUUUUGUUGGCUUUAACAGUCAGGACACCUGGGACUUGAGUUCCUACAAUGGGAUAGAGUUGAAGGUCCGGGGCCAAGGUGACAACUAUGUGUAUAAAGUGAAUUUGAGACAUAAUGGAGAGGGAACAGGUGGAAUUGCCUAUGAAAUCUUUUAUGAGGUUCCCCAAAACGAGUGGACACACAUUACCCUUCCCUUCACUGCAUUCAAGCCCUACUACCGUGGCCAGGAAGUGCCAGAUGCAGAGCCCCUCAACACCUCCAACAUCACAACCAUCACCUUGCAGAUUGUUGGCGGAGUCUACAGUGACUUCAAACAACGUGGGGCAUCAUCUCUGGAAGUAGAUUACAUACAAGCAGUGAAUUAAUGCCAGCGGCAAUUACUGACGGUGCUGCACUGUGGCACAAUAUCUUCAAGAAUUAUUAUCCUAUCUAAGUACAGUUUGCUGACAAGUAAAUUAAGGACACAAAGGUAUAUUUCAUCAGUAUGGGAGGUUGGAUAUAGGUAAACCCAGAUGUAUAUAUAAGAAAUAGCUGGUCCAUACCUUGUCGAUGGUAUUGGUGGUGUUUAUAGUGCUUCCUGACAACCAUGAGUAUUAAUUUGUUCCAUACACACUAUUUAGUGACAAGAUCAGCCCACCUGCAAAAUAAUUAACAAAUAUGAGUUUAGUUACUCUUUGCCAAAAUAAGAGUGGUACAAUACAUAGUGGGUGGACAGCAGUGAACUUUGUGUUUCUUUACGGAAAAGUGAGUGGUUCAUAAUUGUAUAUAUAAUUUACUCGACCUUGGUGGUGUUGAUAAUAAAAUUUUUAACAGUU